UUCAAUUUGCCGUGAUUUCAACAAAUCACACUAACAAAUAUGUCGAGUUUCGGGAUCUGGUUUCAUGUAUAUUUAACGUGUUGUUUAGUUUUGUAUACUGUAAGUGCAACGACAGCCGAAGACUGGGAAGAACAAUGGGAUUACGUAACAGUCCGCCCAGGAGCCCGGAUGUUUUACUGGUUGUACCAGACCACGUCCCCUGGAGGAAGUAACAAUGUCCCUCUUAUCAUGUGGCUUCAGGGCGGACCAGGACAAUCAUCCACUGGUAUGGGGAAUUUUGAGGAGAUAGGACCGUUAGAUAUUUCUCUGAAGCAGAGGAAUACAACUUGGCUUUCAGAGGCGAGCCUACUGUUUGUUGACAGUCCCGUUGGUUCUGGUUAUAGCUAUGUUGAGUCAAAAGACCUUUAUUGUAACAGUACAGAGAUGAUAGCGGAGGAUAUGAUAACAUUUUUGAAAAUUUUCUUCAGCAGUGUCAUUGGGAAAAAGUUUCAGCAAGUUCCUUUCUAUAUCAUGACCGAGUCUUAUGGAGGCAAAAUGACUGCUGUGAUCGCAGAUCAGCUAAUUCAAGCAAUAUCAGAAAAGAAGUUGGAGUGCUUAUUUGUAGGAGUGACUUUAGGUGCACCAUUUAUACACCCAGAAGUGACGGUUCAAAGUUGGAUCGAAUAUGCUGUAUCUAAUGCUCUAAUUGACAACACUGAGGCUUAUACUCUGACGCAACAGUUCUGGAAAAUCAAAGGCUUCAUUUUAACAAACCAGUGGGAGCAGGCAUAUAAUUCAAUGUUUGAAUUUGGAGUUCUGUUCCAAAAGUAUACAAAUUAUGUUGAUAUGUACAAUAUGUUGCUUUGGGGUCCUUCCAAUGGGAGAGCAGUGGUAUCCGAGACGGUAAAUAAAGGCUUGUUAAUUUCUUCCUCAAAUGAGAGAGCUUUAUGGACCUUGAUGAAUGGAAAAAUAAGAAAGAAACUAAAGAUAAUCCCUAAAAACAUUGUUUGGGGAGGACAAAACGGAUCAGUAUAUGAAAGUCUUAAAGGUGACUUUAUGAAGCCCGCAGUAAAAACAGUCAACAAGCUAGUUUCACAAACAAGUUUGCAGGUAGCGGUUUACACAGGCCAACUUGAUAUCAUUGUCAACACUCUUGGUACAUUGAAAUGGGUGAGCACACUGGACAUUUACGGGAAAUACACCGAAGCCGACAGGCAACCGUUCCCAUGUCCUCAACAGAUGAAAAACACCUGCGGAUUUGUGAAAACCUACAAGAACUUCUCCAUGUUCUGGAUUAUGAACGCAGGUCAUAUGGUACCUAAAGAUAAUGGUGCCGCUGGACUGGAAAUGGUCAAACGGAUUUUGAGAACGAAUAAAAAACAAAAAUAGUCAAAUUCUUAUACGCAAGAUCUUAUUUGACAUUUUAGAUAUAAUUUAUUGUCAAUUUAAUAUGCAGGAGCUUAUUUUCCUAAAUCGCAUUUUUUGUUCCACAAGACAAGCUUUAAGUAUUAGUAAACACAGUGCAUACUUUGUCAAGUUGUUGGUAUUUUAUACUAAUAAACAAGUGUACUUUG
This is a messenger RNA of Magallana angulata, 1553 nucleotides long. RefSeq names its product retinoid-inducible serine carboxypeptidase-like. The record is from RefSeq and is a predicted model, not a curated record. Gene Ontology annotation, molecular function: serine-type carboxypeptidase activity. Gene Ontology annotation, biological process: proteolysis. Bases 40 to 1368 code for a protein of 442 amino acids. Lineage: Eukaryota; Metazoa; Mollusca; Bivalvia; Ostreida; Ostreidae. The transcript is spliced from 12 exons.